Molecule: messenger RNA, 3087 nt
Organism: Strongylocentrotus purpuratus (purple sea urchin)
Lineage: Eukaryota; Metazoa; Echinodermata; Echinoidea; Camarodonta; Strongylocentrotidae
Exons: 19
Coding region: 1-3030 (1009 amino acids)
Biological process (GO): cell adhesion
Molecular function (GO): actin filament binding
Source: RefSeq, a predicted model, not a curated record
AUGGUUGUCCAAGUUUGGGAUGAAUGGUUUUCAGGGGUUGCUUUCAUUGUGUACUUUCUUAAAGGUCUUCCUAGUGAAUCUCCUGCUCAAAGACUCCCGCUGACACCCAAGUCCAGGCAACAUUCCAAAGACCACUCCCCGGAAGAUUACUCGAGCAAGUCAGUCAGGUAUCUGUCUCUCUUGGAUUCCACUCCGUCUUUUCUCCUGCCCUCGGAUGCGGUGUCUACUCCACAUGGGGCGCCAUUCGUUCGGCCAAAACGCAGAGAUGCUGCUGGAAUGGGCAAUGGGAUUCUCACCGAGGAUCACCCACUACCAGCUAGGAAGAUUACGAAAGAUAUGAUACAGAGGUUGGAGAUGGCCUAUCCAAUGAAUGAGCUUAUGAGGGCGCUGUUCACAAGGCAACGAGAUCAGGUAGCCUUGUUGUGUCGAUACACGAUGGAGAAAAUGAACCAAUACCGUCGUUUGAUGACAAGGAUGCACAGCCUGAAACUGGACAACCAAAAAGUCAGAUCGACCGAGGCCAGGGUCACUGACCUCCAGGAUAUGACCUCUGACCUCAUUCGCCACUUUGAAGCAUCUCUCCAUGGCAACGACAGCGACAAGGCAGACGCUGUGAUCAGAGCAGAGAAAUGGAGCAGUCACAUGACCGAGGUGGCAGCAGAAGCGAGAGAGCUGAUUGGUUGGUGUGGGGAAUUAGGCAGUGUGGUACCAAUGCAUGAUGGGAAUGGUCACAUGACUACCUUGCAGUCACAGAUUGAUCAGGUCACCACUGUGAAGGCCGAUGUCAUGAGGUUGAUUAGUGUCACCGUUGGUUGGAAGGAAUCUCUACAGGCUGCAGAUGGAGGAGACACACCCACUCAUGCCAUGCAUAUUCAACAGAUGCAGAGCAGGGCCUCAGAUUGGUCCAGGGUGACCUAUGACCUACACUCAUUAGCCAAUGAGAGUUUGAUAAGCCCAGAUGAUCGCGAGCUUGCAGACAAACUGGAGCGUCUCAGCUUGAGCUGGUCCGUAGGUACCAAGGAGCUCUUAAUCACGUUUGAUGACAUCAUCUUGGGUCAAAGGUCAAGGGAGUUUGUUGGCGUGGUGACGGCAAUCAGGUCGGGGCAAGAAGAUCAGGUCAUGCAGGAGGUCAAAGGGCUCAAUGUGAGAUGUAAGAAGUUGAAAGAGCAGUCCAGAAAAGCAAUUACAAGUUGUGGCGAUGCUGCUAAAGAGUUGGACCUUAACAAGGCAUUGCAGGAGAUGGAGAAUUGUACAUCGUCACUCGCAACAUCUUCCAUUUCCAUGGCAACUGCUUUGAAGGGUCAGGGGUCAACAGUCGAUGGCUUCAGGCUCCAGAGGAUUGGUUUACUACAGAGAGAAUGGAUCGUUAAGACACAAGUAGUGGAGUGCAUGCUAGAAGGUCUAAUCAUUGAGAUGUUGAUACCGCUUGACCGACUGACCGGGACAGCUCUGGCCGCCAGACAAGCUCAAGGAGCAUCCAGACAGCAGAUCAUGGAGGAGUUCCAGGCCCAGGCCGAAGGGUUGACCCAGGCAGUAACGAAGAUCAAGAAUGACUGUGCUGUGCUACUCCAGGGAGUCUUCAACCUACCAGAGAAGGACACCAUCCUGCAGAGCACCGAUGCAUUGUCAAGGAUAACACCGGGGGUGGUUGCGAAGCUGAGGAUGAUAGCAGAUCAUUCUUCAAUGAGUUCCAAUGAUGAUCUGAUGAAUCAGAAGAGAGAAUGGGCAUGUAAUGCCAAGGCUCUUAUCCAAGGCCUUAAUAAUCUUCCAGGAGUCGAUUAUGCUUUAAAACAAGAGAUGACCCGGUCUCUGCUCCAGGAUCAUUCUCCGCCCCCCUCGUCAGCCUCCUCGACCAUCAUGUACCCCAGCCCAGGGGGAGGGGUGGGAGGCGGACUUGGGGGUACCUUUAACCCCCUGACCGUACCACAGCUCACCCCAGAGCAGUGGAGAGUCCUUCAGUCCUUACCCCAGCAUGGCCUUCAGUUGAUCCAGACACCAUCUGGAGCGGCUUCACCUUAUUACCAUGGCAACUUCCAUCAUCAUGUGACCUCUGGUAUGACCACGCCCAAUCAUCCUGGAGUAUCCCCGAGGCUUUUUGAACCCUCUUCAUCACCAAGACAACAAGUCGCUGCAUCUCAUGACCUUUCACCUGGUCGAUUACGGUCUCUACAUCAGAGUCAUCUCAGUGGGAGAGGAGCUGACGAUGAUCAGAAGACAUCGCCGACCAAGAAGUCUUCUCCCCAGUCGGAAGGGACACCAGGACCCUACAGAAGUCGAACACUGGGAGUGAAUGAAAUCACUAAAUCUCUGAAGCUGAAAUCUGCCAGUACAUCAAGCCUUCAUUCUCUAAAUAGUACUGCCAUGUCAGAAAGUGGAUCGGUGAAAUACUCCAACUCGAUUACCGCAGCAGCAUUGGCAUUACAACAAGAGACUGAUCGAUGGGAGGAUGACAAGAACGAAAUCAUCAAGGUGGCGAGGAUGAUGUCACAAAAGAUGAAAGUACUGGCCACGUUUGCUCGCAGACACUGCUGCAUGGAGGAUAAAGAGGAACUGGUUGCUACAGCUAAAGCGGUCGCUGCCAGUGGCUUGAAGAUUGCCAAGUUUGCUGACAUUAUUGCCAGGAACUGUACUGAUAAGAGGUUUGCCGAGGAGCUUCGAGACGAAGCCCAGCACAUUCCGACCUUUAGCACCCAGCUUGACAUCAUUGCCAGCGUGAAGGCCUCGACCCCGGAUGACCUGACCUCUAACGCUGCCCUGGUCAAGAAUGCUGAGAACCUCAUGACUGCGGUAGUCAGGACAUUGAAGGCUGCUGAAGUUGCUUGUGUGAAAGGCCUAAGAUCUGUGGAAAAUGAGGAUCAGAGCCAUGACCCUGAAGCACAGGAAGCCAAGGCUCUCACCAUGCAAUGGCAGAGAAAGCUCCAUCGUCAUCGACUCAUAGAGGCUUCUACCGAGGAUACAAACCAUCUCGGUCUGAGAAAGAUCAAGAAGAACAUUUCUGCACCCUCACUGAGUGAAAUUGUGAUGUCUUAAAGAUCGUCAAUACUACUGGGCCAGAAGGGAUUAGACCACACAGCGAGGUCACUGACA